AUUUUUUUUUUUUACAAUAUUAUUAAGAUUAUUUGGAUAGAAAAUAAUGACUAAGCCAUUAAAAUGGUCAGAUUUUAUUGAAUUAGACAACUAUGGAGCUUAUAUUAGAACGUCUAUUCCAUUAAAUUUGACAUUAGAUGGAGGGUUUUUAACAACAUAUGACCUCUAUCAAAUUCCUCAGGAUUAUAAGUACGUGAUCAUUCAUCAACUUAUGUUUGAGGGAAAAAUGGCGCCAUUUUAUAGGGGGUUAUCAGAAUUUAAUCCGUUAUGGUCAGAUAAAAAGCUUUUGGAAGUAGUUCGUCAACAUCUUGUUAUUCCGUUUAAGGAUACAAUACCCCUAUUUACUAAGGAUUUCCCGGGUGGAUUUUAUAUGAAAUAUAUUUCAAGCGUUGAGUUGGAUAUAUAUAAGUCAUUCCAGCCACAUACAUUUCGUCUUAGAUCUAUUGUUUCGUUGUUUCGGCGUUUUAUAUCAGCAUGUAGAUUUUUUAAAUGCCCAUUGGAAGUAUCUUUAUACCGUAAAAGUCAGGAAUGUUUUUUAUGUUUUUUUUAUUAUCCGAAAGUUAAUUAUACUCGAUGUUGUAAUAAGCCUAUUUGCUCGGAAUGUUUCGUUCGAGUUAGACAACCGGACUCGUGUGCAUCAUCAUGUCAAGGAAAUGAGUCUGAAGAUGCGUUUAUUUUAAAUAAUGAACAUGUUUUUUGUCCGUUUUGUUUAGAAAAGGAUUUUGGAAUUAUUUAUAUCUCACCGGCACGGAAACGCACUACUAAAUCGUUUAUUCUACCGUUUCUUUCUAAUUGCAAAAAUUUGAAUCUCGAAUCUCGAAAAUAUCUUUCAGAGCCUCCAUACGUUGUUACUUCGGAUAUGAUCAGGCCUCAUUGGUUAUAUCGACUUAUUAAUGCUCGACAAAAAGUAGAUCAAAACGCACUAAAUAACAGUCAGUCAGAUAAUUUAGUAACUUCAAAUAAUAUACAGGAAACAGCAAAUUCAACAGUAAAAAAUAAGCAGCAGGAAGCAUCACUGCCUCAGGAAGUGUUACCGCCUCAGGAAGUGUUGCCGUCCCAGGAAGUGUUGCCGUCCCAGGAAGCGUCACCGUCCCAAGAAGCGUCGCCUCCCCAGGAAAAUAAUGAAUUUGAAUCUGCAUAUUUUAAAAUGCAAGAAAACAUCCUGUUUAGAAGCUUACGAAUAAAUCUGAAAGAUGCCACAUAUGCUAAUUAUGUUGCUGCGAUACGCGAAAGAGAGUUAGCUACUGGUCGAGGCACAGAUCGUCCUAUUAUAACACUUUAUGAUGGUACUACUCUGAGCUUAACAGAUUUUACACAACAUAGAAAUACAUUUGAUUCUUUUGUAAUUUCUAAUUCCCCGCUAAAGGUUGGAAAUUAAAAUUUGGUUAUAUUAUUAUAUUUCAGAUCAAGACAAACAUGAAGC
Molecule: messenger RNA, 1423 nt
Organism: Pneumocystis carinii B80
Lineage: Eukaryota; Fungi; Ascomycota; Pneumocystomycetes; Pneumocystales; Pneumocystaceae
Exons: 2
Coding region: 47-1378 (443 amino acids)
Cellular component (GO): cytoplasm
Source: RefSeq, a predicted model, not a curated record